This is a messenger RNA of Pocillopora meandrina, 16675 nucleotides long. The record is from the annotation of a GenBank genome assembly. Lineage: Eukaryota; Metazoa; Cnidaria; Anthozoa; Scleractinia; Pocilloporidae.
UUUAACUUCCAAAAUGGCGGCUUGCCGGAACCUUAGAAAUACAGGUUGUCAUCUCUCUUGCCUUUAAAUUCCGCAUCUGCAUAUUGACGUUGACGUUUGUCUCAUGCAUGGACUCACUUAGGAUUUAAGAAAGCCGGCAUGGACCUAAAACCAAAAAUAACCUGUGAGUACCAGAUUGGAAGGGAUAUCUUUUUCGGUGGCAUCAUCAAUUGCGAUCAUUGUGAUUUAGAAUCUUUCUGUUUCAUGUGCUAUGAUUAGAAGAAUUUAAAUGUACGCUAAAUUUAUAUUUCUUUUGUUGGUUUUCUCUUCGCCGUUUUUCGGGCGUUUCCAGGGAUGCCAAUUUCUGGAUAUUUCAAACCAGGAGAGUAUUCUUAACCCCUCCCCACUGUGAAAUACCCACGAUAGUGUUGACCCUCCCUUACAAGGCUAAGGAAAAAGGCAUUUUUUCUAGGAUUCAAAUUGUUUGUGCCUUAUACAACACUAAAUAACCCACCAUAAACAAUGUCACAAGCUCCCCUUUUUAUAAAAUCUCUCCCUGACAAGCUUUUUGUCUACGACCUGAAAUUUCUGGUGAGCUCCCUCUCUCCUGAUAAGUAAGUCCUAAGGAGUAGUUGUAUUGUUAUUCCAUUUGGCUGGAUAACAUGUCAUUUCAAAUUAUCAUUGUAUUUGAAAGACUUAAUCUGUUUCCAUUUUGAAUAUGGUUGGUUUUCUAUUAAAGAAAAGUGUAAAUUGUGCAUGAUAUUAAUUAGAUCAAGGUAAACAUUCAGGAGAAAAUAUUGAAUUGCAUUUUAGCUCUUGGAGAGUUCUUUUUAAGUCCUCCUCCUUUAUAAGCUUUCCUGCCCCCUUUAAUGAAAGUCCUUGUAAAUCAUUGAGUUUCCCAGGGGCCUAUUAGAGCUUUCAUUGGAAGUGAAAGAUGUAAGAGUUGCAAGCUGGGAAUCAAAAUGUUACACAAGAAGUUGGAUGAUGUUUAAUUUGUUGAAAAUAGGAAGAGAGAAUUUUAGCCUUAAUGAGUAAUGGACCCAAAAUUGCUUUCAGAAAGAGCAAGGAUCCCUUUUCUCUAACCUCAUUAAUUUUGUUAUUACUCACAUUUUAAGCUAUGGUAGUGUACUUUUUACUUUCUCCAUUACUUGUUGGGUAUUUUAAAGUUAUCAGCUUUAUCAAGAUGUUCAUAGUAACAGACAUGUCCGAAGCAGAUUAAUUUGAUAUGCCAAGACAUGUUUAAAUUACAGGUCAUGGUGACAAAGAUGUGUAUAAUAAACUUAACCCAGAACUUGCUUGGAGACUACCAAGAGAAUCUACAGAAUGGAGAAGGUGAGAAAGAUGAAUAUCAUGAUUUCAGGUCUAGAAAAAAAUAGAAGACACAUUUUUCUUACCCUCUGACCUAGGGUGGUCACUAGGCAUCAGAGAUUGCAGAAUUCUCUGGCAAAAUUUGUAUGGCCUAAUUUUAUUUCUUUUUUUUUUUUAAUUCAUACAAACAUUCCUUGUUACUUUAUCCCUUAGCUCCUAUGAGUUACCAAGAAGAAUUUCUUGUUACAAUAUCAAGCAGACAAGUGAUCAGAAUAACGAAAAAUAUCAAUUGGGGGAUUAUUAGUUGGCUCGAUGCUAAAUUUUUCAAAUUAAUACAAAAGAAUUGUAUAGCAGACAGCAAAGAGAAUUACUAAUAGGAACUUGGAGUGAAAGGGUUUGUGUUGUUCUACUCUUAUUCCAUUUCUUAAUGAAAAGUUUGUUAACCCCUGUUGCUAUUAGAAGCAGUUAGGGAGGGGUGGAAAAGGAGACAUUCUUUGGUUGGGUGAAAUGGUAAAGAUGCUAUGAAUAUUUCAUUAGUACUCCUUUUGCAAAUAACAUUUAAUUGUGGACAAGUAUCUCAGUAUUAUUUUCAGGGAUGUAAAAAGUGUAAAUGGAAAUUGUGCAGAUUAUUUUUUAAUAAAUGUUUCUUGGUUAACAAGAUUGAUGGAUUUUAUUUUAGAUCUUAUGGAAGACCUGCCAAGACUGUAAAACUGAAGGCAAAUUUUGUGCGUUUGUCUGAGGGUAUGCUGAUGGAUGUCAGUAGUGUUAGUAGUGCUUCAAGUCUUCACAAACAGCCAUUCUUUCAUAUUUAUUGGACUGAUUGUCAGGUAGAAACUUGACAAAUAGAUUCCAUGUUGCUAUAUGUCUGUUCAGUAUUAGAUCAUAGAUGAUAUCAAAAUGUGGUAAGAACUAAAAAGUGGUACUAAAGGCGCAGCUUAUUUUUCCACUUAUCUACUUACCAAAAUUUUGACAUCUUCUGUGACCCUUUACUAUAAAGACCCACAACAAUGUGGAUUCUAUUCAUUUUAUACGAUAAAAAGUAAAAUACUGUUAAUGGUGAUGUCAUCUAUGAUAUAGGAAUAUAUCAUAAGUAACAACCAAUCAAAAUACAUAUAUAAUUCAGCUUGUGAUAAACUUGUUAGAUGAUCGCAUAAGCUCAUGUAAUGACAUGUAAAUCAAAACUUUUCCAAGUGAUAAACUACUUCACAGAAACUGCAUUAAAAUGGCAGUUUUAGGCUAGAUUUUGCCUUGUCUCCUCUCUCCAAGCUUUAGUUAUUGUAUCUUCGAAUUAUCUUCCUCAUCAUUGGACAAUGUAAUGUAUGGCAUUUGUACUGACAAUACUAAAGUUUUGCAUAAUAUUGUGAGUAAUUAAGGCAGUCAGAUUGUCAACAAUAUGAACAGUUAACUGUAAAGGGAAAUUGUUUUGGAAAACAACUUUGUUGCAUAGUCCUUUACCCCAAGGUAUCAUUCUCUAAUACAAGCAAUCCAAAAGGAUUUUCUUUGUUUUUUUCCCAACAUCUUAGUUUACUUACAUGCAUUGUUUUACAAAGUGGCUUUGAAAGUAAUAUGAAACAUAUUAACCCUUUAACUCCCUUGAUCUGAUUAUUAAUUCUCCCCUCUAGCUGCUACACAUUUCCUUGUAAAGUAGCUGGGAGAAUUUGGUGUUAGAUCAAGAUAUCAACUUUAACCUAAUAAGUUUGAGUAUUCUCAUAACCUGCUUGCUAGAUAAUGUAUGGAUAUUAUAGGGAGAAAUUACAUGUUAACCACAGAGUUAACAAAAGGCAAGUAAGUUAAAUGUCAUCCAGUUUCUCCUACAAAUCAUAGGAUCUUUUCAUUUGAAAUGUAUUGGUCCAAGUCAUUCUUUUAAUUAAACGUUUUUUCAUUUUGUUUUGCAUUCUGGGUGGGAAAUCCUCAAAAGCUGUUUGUUGUAAUGGUUGUUUUUGGCUUUUUCUUCUUUUAAUAUUUUUUUGUUGAAAAUAAAGUUGUGACCACAUGGUAAGAUUGAUAUGGUUUUUGAAAUUUGUUUUACUUGCAUUGUAUAGUAAGUUAGAUGCAACUACUGUCAGUAGGUCCUUGAAAAUUGUUUAUAAUUUUGUUGUAAAAGGAUGCAGAUGAGUUUAAAAGUGGGGUAAAAGACAGCAUCACAGAUUGGAUGAAAAAUCUACGUGAAAGAAAUAUUGUGGACUGGAUGAUUAUCCAAGUUGUGGCUCAGGACUCACUUAGGGGAAACAAACCAAAGUUGACACUUCCUCGCAGCACAGUGUUUGACAAAAUCAAAAGUGACUUUGGUGGCAAGAACAGUGAAAGGUAAAUCUACUGUCUGAGAUUACAGAUUGUUUAGCUGCAAGAAAUGAAAAAAAUGCCUGUUUGUUGCAUUGUUGUUUCAAGUCAACUUUUGAUUUAAGUAAACAGUAACACUGUUGUAAAAACCACAUGAAAAUCUACUUAUGUGGAAGCAGCCUGUACAAAAUAGGCUAAUUUUGAGCUCUUGUAAAAUUGACAACUUUUAUGGAAAAUCUCUCAAACUUUGGAGUGAUACAUUUCAAACAAUUUGUUUUACAACAGUAUGAAAAGAAAUAUUGUUUUCAUAUGUACUCUUAGGCAAAUGUUAAAACCUCAACCAGUAAGCUGCACAUUACACAAAUGUGCAUCCUUUGAUUAUCCUGUACUUUUAGUUGGAAGUGAAAUUUAAUUAUUUCAUUUUAAUAAUCCUCUGAUUUCUUAGAGUAUCUAGAAUCUAAUUUUUGUACAAAAUCACCCCCCCUAAUGAUGCAUUUUUGAAGGUCACAACAAUAGAGGAAAUGAUCACCAACUGAAGAAGCUAGCUCUUGAUUGUUAAACAUACAUGUAGUCUCCUUGUCAGCACCCAAGGAAAUUUAUGGAGAAUGUGCAUACUGAUGUCAGAGUGUAAAGGGUAAAAGAGUCAGUGUUGUUCAGCCAGCCAUUAUUUUACCUUUGUCCAUCCUAGAAUAAUACAGCUUUGGGAACCUUUCAAAGAGAGUCAGGCAACACGAUCUGCAGAAUCAUGGCAGAACUUGGUCACCAAACUACGGCAGUUGUUGUUACAGUCAUUCAAUCGACACUUAGGGAAGUUUGAAGAUCAAGUCAGGUCACUAAGGGAGAGACGGACUGAACCACAAUGGAGCUUUACUACAUACUUCUUAUUGCAUGUAAGAUGUAAUUUUGAUAUCAGAGGUUUGUCCACAUGAAAAUAUGCCCAUCUCUCUUAAUGGAGGUCUUUACAAAACUCUGAGGAAAGGAUGAUUUUCAAGGAAAAGUAUUAGACUCAAAUUUAGUAGUAAAAGGGCAGAGUUCAAACACAACACUUCUCUGUGCAAGAUAAAAGAUUUGAUUCUAAAUCUCUUAAAUCUAGUGAUAGUAGGUUGCAUACUCACUGUAUCUUGUCUUUGUGUUGGUAUGACCUUUCCACUCCUAGGAGUGAACUAAAGACAAUUUUGAUCGUGAAACAGAAAAGUGAUGAGAAAAUGGGAUUAGAUGAACUAGGGGUAUGUUUGAUUUAAACCAAAUUCUCAGAGCAAAACGUGUGAAAUUUGGGGCAGAUAUUUGUGGGAAUAUUGCUAUUUAGGUUUUGGUAGUGAGGGGGUUAAAACCACUUGUUAAACUGGGCUGCUGAUUGAAAUACACCUCUGAGAUAUUAUUUUUUUUUAAUAUUCAGGAGGAAUUGUCCUUUGUGUUUGAGAUGCUGGGUCUCUAUGAAGAAGCUCUGAUUCAAUAUGAUGAAAUAGAUGCCCUUCUUACUCAGCUGGUCAUCAACUCUAAAUAUAAAGGUAUUGGGAGGGAACAGUUAUAUGUGUUUUAUUUUUCUCCUUCUUCUCAAAGAUCAGUUAGACCAGAGGUUUUCACAAGUUCACAUGGUUGAUUUUCACAUUGGCGAUCAUCUUAUGGCUGGGGGCUUCCUUGUCCGAACAGCCAUUUUUUUUCUACAAGUAUUUAAAUGAAGUGUAGAUUAUUAUCAAAUCAGGAAUCUUCUUUGAUGUAUUUGUAUUGCUUAACUUUCCUUAAAAAAGGAAAGCGUGUAAACUCUGACCUAUAUUUACCUUUUUUUCCUCACCAAGAGCCCCUUGACUGUAUCGAUGUCUUCAUGCGAGACUGUAAAUGUUUUGAUGGAGUAUUGUUAGCUAAGAGUUCUCAAGACUUCUUGCGACAACUCAUCAAGACUCAAGAAGCCAGCUAUGUUGACCUGCGAAAUUACCUUUUUUCCCGACAAUGCAUCCUUCUGUUGAAGUUGAAGCGACGUGCAUGGGAAAUUGCUCAACGUUUGUUGGAGUUCUUACACAAUCUUGUUCAUGAACUGGCAAUGGAUGAACUUAAGGUAUCAGAGUAAUUUUUGAGAAGUUUUCUUCAUAUUGGAAAUAGAUAAUCUCAAAACUGCUUGGGAUCCACAAAUAUAUUUGUCUGAGAUAUCAUGAAGUUCCAUUUGGCGAGAUUUGGCGGCUCAGAGGUUGGAAUUCUUAACUCAAACGUAAUGUUUUUGCGUUUCUCAGAGGAGCGGGGUCGAGCGCGAGGCAAACGCUAGGAAAGCGCGUGGAGAACACUUGGAAAACACGAAGAAUGCGCGAGGAUAGCAAGAGGAGUGCCUCCCCUCGCGAGUGCCUCCCCUCGCGCGUGUCUUUUCCCUCACGUUUGCCUCGCGUUUGCCUUCUCUCGCCUGAACCACGCUAAAGAAAGACAUCUGUUAUGAAGGAGAGAAGGACUGUGUGACAACAGAUCAAGGUCCAAGCCCUAACUAAGGGCUUAGUGUCGUGUUAUCGAGGAAGACGCUGAAUUUUUAAAGUACUUCUUCCCACUCAGGAGGAUAAUGAUCAUACUCCUGUUAAUAGGAUAAGGGUCACCAGCUGUGGUUCAGGUUCUUUGUGUCAUAUUAUCGGGCAAGAUAUUUUAUUUUCAAAAUAAUUCCUCCCACCCGGGAGGCUGUUUGAGUACUGGCGGAUUCUCAGGGAAACUUGACUUACUACCAGGACGUUACCUGUGAUGAAGUUCACGGCGUAUCAUCCUAUCCUAGGGAGUAUCAAUGCUCCUACCACCUUCAUAUUCUUGUUAUUGCGAUGACCUCUAGCACUUGAAACUCACAAGGCAUAAUCUGUUACUUUUCUUGGCUUAAUUUUUUUCUUCAAGAUCUCCAUGCCGACUGGUGGAGCAUCGUGCUGUAUCAUCUUAACGAGCCUGGAGGUGUUAAAAGCUUGUGAGGAACAAUGUUUUCGGGAAGAUAUGAUUUACAGUUUGCAUUUUGCUCUUCUAUACCAGUACGCUAAACAAAAGGUAUCAUUCAUCACGCAUUUUCUUGGUGUCGUAAAUCUAAAAUCAAAGUAAUCAAGAAAGGAGCCAAUAAAAACUCAAAAUAAAAUGAGGUAAACUGCCUGAAGAGCGGGAAAAUGAAAGCCCGGGAAAACGUAGGUGACCAAGACGCGGUCGGUUUUAGUUUUGAAACUGAUUUGUUUUUUCAGACUGUUAAAAUUGCUGAAAAAUUUGCUGCAUCCUGUUUCUACUAAGGUGCGCAUGAAUGCCAAAUAAGAUUUUGCUCGUGUCAAAAUUAAGAAGUAGAAGUUUUCGCACAAAACAUUUCUAACUGCGUAUUGUUACAUUUUUUUUUUAGCUGGAUGAAUUGGGAUCUCUUUGUGGCCUUUUGCCUGAUACCACUCCAACAGAAAUUGCUCAACAGAUUACUGAUACCCUGCUCUCCGGGAUAGCUAAAACACAAACCGAUGGUAGGUUCACCUUAAUUUUUAUGUGUUCAUAAUUGUGCGAGUCUGUUUAACAUUGGUAGAGUCUACCAUUUCCUCCACUAACCGCAUCAACAGUACGCCAGGUGGUAACCGGUCGGAUAGUGUUAGUCUUUUUUUUGAUAUAUUUCUUUUGCUCGCUGUUGUGCAUCUUGCGAAUGCCACGGAAGAUCGGAACAUCUGGAGAGACAGAUAAGAUACUUGGUACAGGUAGUCUGGUCGAUACGGAUAGGAUAGGAAAGGAUUGACGGUGCAAUUUUUGUGUGCCGUUUUUCUGCCUUAAACGGAAUAUAUACCACUAGGCUGAGCCUUUUAGGUAUUCGUCUAAUUUUGCGAAUAAUCAAAUCACUAAGUGUAUUGUGAAAUAUUGAUAAACGGACGAGCAAUCGCUAGUCUUUUUAUAGGUGUAAAACACCUUUCCCUUUUUGUUUUGCAGGAGAUCUUCAACCCAACAGUCCAUCAACAAGACUCCAGAAGGCUCUGUCGUCGAAAAAUGCCUUUCAAGCACUAUACCUGGUGAGAAGAAUAGGCCAAGUUGUUCGUUAUAUUUUAGUACCAAAUCAGAUUUACCAUGCCAGCUUACAGUGUAUGCAUGGGGUUAAUCCAAGUUGGAUUAUAUCUGGUUUAAACAAUCCAGUCCAGCUUUGUUAAAUUGCUACCCUUGGAACAGAAGAAGUGUUCGUUUGAGAGAACACUUUGCUUUUAAGAAGAUGUAUGCGUAGGGUUUUUGUGCGUUCGAAACCACGAGUCAGAGUUUUCCACCUAGUUUUGAAGUUUUCCAUGCGGUGUAUUUCCAACGACCUUACAGAACAAAGCUGAACAUUUCUGGUGCAUUUCCAACGACCUUACAGAACAAAGCUGAACAUUUCUCAGAGACAGUGAGAACUGAAAUUUUUUUUAUGAAAAGCCUCUCAAGCGUGGAAUAGUUUGGAGUUUAUGCAUCUGAUUUCCUUAAAAGAUGCUGUGAUUCUUUGAGCCAAUUACUGAGUGAGGUGUAGGAAAAGCAAUGUACAACCGUAUUGAUUGUAUUGAUUGUAUUGAUUGACAGCCGUACCCUACUUACAUCUCAACAGGAUUUGACAGAGCGAGCAAUCGAAGUCUUUAAGAACAUCGGUAGAGCUCGAGCUGCUAAGGUUCUAGGUGUGGACCUGGCACAGUUUUACUGGUGAGUGCGAAAUAUACCAAUAUGAUAAAUCUGUUUGUUUAAACCAGUGAUAAAUAUACAUAUUUUUAUUCUCAUCAUUAUUAUUUUACCCUGGUAUACUCUUGGACAUUUUAUAUAUUCAAAUGACCUGGCUUUGCUGCAAUGUGCGUACUGUUUUAGACUGGUUAUUUUUUCAAAUGUGCAAAACUUCACCAUUCUCUUCUUCAUGAAUCUAUAAGGAAUUUACUGACUUUAUUUGUGUCCUAAUGAGGAGGUUUAUUAGCUUAAAAAUUCCUUUCGCUCAAGCUUGAGUUUCUGAAAUCAGAGACCAGAGAGAGUCGGAUCAAUUUCAGAUUGUAAUGAAGCACAGCCAGUGUAGUACAAAAUUACUUUCGAUUUUUAAUUAAAUCUUUUAAGAUCAAAAUUGAUCGCAGUAAAGAGCAAACUUGUAAGAAACGUGGUCGCUUAACGGUUGGUGCUCUCAGGUCGAGAGAUCUGGGUUCGAGAUCUGGCUGGGUCAUUUUGUUGUGUUCUUGGGAAAAAUACUUAACCCUCAUGGUGCUUCCCCUCCCUCCACCCACUCUACCCAUAGGUAUACAUGAGGCCUUGGCGAACUGUCAGGAAAAUCAGACAAAAUGAAGUGGAGGGGGUGGGGUGGGGGGGGGGGGGGGUGACUUGCUAUGGAUGAGCAUCCCUCUCCUUCAAGGGGAAGUAGCAAUAUUUCCAGCCCCUUCAUGUUACGCAAACCGUGAAAAGCUCCGACAGUACAAGCUAGUAAGCUUGAGUGUAGAAUUAACCUUUUUUUAACCCUCAGGAGUGACCAGUAUCUAAUUUCUCCUUACAAUAUCACCCUCGAAUCAAACAUUAAGGUCAUGAGAAUAAAGGAAAUGAUCACCAACUUAAGCAGCUCUUGAUUAUUAAACAAAUUCUCUUUACCAGCACCUUGGGGAAUGUAUAGUGAACAGUAUGGAGAAUAUGGAUACUGAUGUCAGGGGGUAGAGGGUUAAAGAGCCCGCUGUUGGUUAUGCCCAUGUUUGUGUUGAUUUUUAGUUCCCGUGGAGAGUUUUACCGAGCAGAGCCUCUGCUUGUUGAUGCAUACAAGAUGUACAAACACGAGAGGUGGAUUCUGCUUGCAACACAGUGUUUGGUCAAACUGGCUCGCUGUCAAAAGCAGCUCAAACAUCUUGACAAGUAUCCUUUAGAAUUUGAUCAGAACUGGAAUGUUUUGAUCUCCAUAUUGAAAUUAGAAAGCGGGGAUCUUGAUUCCCAAACGGCGUAAGAUCAGUCUUAAAUUACUACUAUUUGAAAGACUACUAGCAGGAUUGAAAGCCAUCCUUAACCCAUGAGAUAUGCUGCCUCCUGUUCGAUUUUGGCUUGUGAGCAGAGUUUGCCAUCCGAGAGGAGGUCCCACUACACUCAGGAGUUGUUGCAAGUCAUGCGAGACACAAUGGAUUCAGGUAUUCACAGCUUUGGAAAAGUCGGGUCGAUGGAAUAAUUCACGAAAAUUAUACAACCCUCGAAAGUUCUCAAAUGUUGUAUCAAAUUCUCAGCUGUCUUCAGCCCCCCUCUACUUCAAGUUAAAAUAAGAAUUUUUAAGUCUGUUUUAAAAUCUCUUUAAGGGAACAUAACCUCUUACUCCUCUCUUCCUAGAGGCUUUCCUCAUGCGAUGAUUGGUGCCUUCCCUCACAUCUUUCUAGACAUGGGAUACGAAAUCAGUCUCAACUUAUGCACAACUUAGUUUGUAGCGAGUCAGCAACCCGAGUGGCAGUCAUUGUCAGACUCUAAAGAUUAUAUCGUUUUAAACAAUUGAAUAGGUGUGGAGCCGAGAUCAAAGGUGUUGAGGUGCACCUUGCGUCGCACUGUAUUCAUUUACCUUCAAUUUCGUAUUCUCCAUGUUAUGUUCUAGCGCAAGCCAUCAUUGUACGAGCUGAACCAUUACUACGAGUAGAAGAUGUACAAAUUGAUCUGAUGAAGGGUAUUGGUAGCGUUGGAGAGAGUAUUAAUGUCAAACUCAAGCUGUUCAGCGCUCUGGAGGAGGUGAUGCUUGCUUCAGUAUUUUUGGCGACAAAAUGAUUCUCUAACUGCUUUUCAAUGUUAUAUACUUGGACUGUUUUUUAACCCUGUUAACUCCAAAGAGUAACUAGCAACUAAUCUUACUCUAUGGUAUCACCACUGAAUCACACAUUAAGGUCAUGAGUAUUAAGGGAAUGAUCACCAACUUUAGAGGUUAUUGAUUUUUAAACGAACUCUCCCUGUCAACAUCAAAGAAGGUUUAGAGAAAACAUUAUGGAAAAUAUGCAAACUAAUACAAGAGUGUAUUGUGUUAAAGGAGCAAAGCACUGAUGUAUUGAGUCCCUGUAGGUGUCAGCGAGUUGCCUCAAUGGUAAUACGUGGAAUUAAUCGUUGCCAAGGUCCCCCAGGAGUGGUUAAAAGGAUUGAAACUGUUUGCGAAUGAUAUACUCGUACAAUUUAGAAAAAAUUAGUCCAGAGGGACAAAGCUGCUUUUCUUUGUUUCAAAUUUUCACAAGUUCCUGUUUUCCCUCAAAGGAGGUUACUUGUGGACGGAUCAGCUUCAGUAUUCAGACAAAUGAUCUUAAGCGUGUGGGUAGCAUUCGUUCAAGUAAGAGAAACCGAGCUACGUCUCCGCCAGAAGUUGCAGAGAAUAGGCUGUCUUCAGCUGCGCUCUCUGAGGAAGACUUGUCAGAUAAACCUGUCACAGAGGAUCAAGCAGCCGGUACGACUUACCGUUACUUUGAUUUUUGUUAUGAUAUCACGUGUAGCAACUAGUAUUUCAAAAAUAAUUGCUAAAUAAUUUUUAUUUUAUUUUGUUUGCGUUUUUGCGUGAGGUUACGCAAGGAUUACGUAAAGGUAAACACUUGUUCUCUCAUCAGUAUUUGUUUGCUUCACUCGCCAGCACUUGUCAUAUAGUUGAUUUUCGUGCUAGUAGUUUUUCGUUCUCAUAAUCUAUAUAUGUUUUAUUAGCGUCCUAGUUUUAUUUCUUUUAGUCGUUUCGGUAUAUUAUCUGGUAAGAUAAUUGUCUUUAUUUGUUUUCGGUUAAAUUACACCUCCAUAUACAUUUAUUUGGAUAAAUAAAUAUUAAUACUUUCGAUACCGUGGCGAAUGAUUUGUAGCAUUUACCUAUAUCACACAAUGACUCCGUGUGACGCAGUGUCUUAGAACCACACUAAGAUUUUACUUGAAGGAGAAAUUAACUAAAUCUUAGUAUAACUACCCGAAGAGAGGUGGAGAGAAUUUUGAAACUUAGGUAAUUUGUUUCCCCGGACUAAAUACGCCAAAGUUUGUAGGUUUUGAAUAAUUUAACCUUCAUUUUGGCGCCUGGCGAUCCAGCAAAAUCUUCGCCAUCCUUAACCUCUAGCCUCAGUAUCAUUGCGGAGUCAACUUCAUGUUUGAGUCCGCAAUGAUACUGUAUUGUGAGAAUAGACGAAAUGAUUACCAAGACGCUAAAUAAAGAGGCUCAUGAUUCAUAAGCAGAUUAUCUUUGUCAGUACAAUGGUAAAUAUAUAGAGAGAACAGUAUAGAGAAUAUGCAUACUGAUGUUAGGGUGUUAAAAGGUUUAUCCUUAUCGUUUUCUUUGGGUUUUUGAUGUGCUCUUCCCAUUUCAGACGGAGAAGCGCUCUCUGAAGUUGACAGAGUAGAAAAAUCUCGUCCGCUGCCCCCUCGACCGCCAUUAUUACCAGAGGUGAAGAGUGUAGAAGAGUUGAAUGUUUUAACAGAUGGAGGUGACUCAGAUUGCUGUCUACAAUGCUUCAAUGUUCCCUUGAAAUAUGGGGUCAACGAGUAUAACCUCACUGCACAGGUUGGCUUUCUUAUUCAUUGUUGGAAUCAAGGUGAAGUCGUUCAAUUGGCGGACAACUCUAUCCAACGGAUGGAUCGCUAUCCAGGGGAUAAGAGGUCUCAUACGCGCUGCGCUACCCACUGGAUAGAGAUUUAACCAGUGGAUAGCGUUGUCCGCUUUUCGAACAACUAGGGCCUGAUGUUAACAAUUUGACCCUUUUACUCUUUAGAAUGAUGAGUGACUCACGUAAUGAGUGGUGAUGGUACAAACCUAACGUAACGUACGUGAAUGGUCAAACACUACAAGUAUAAUCUGGGGUGUGGGGGAGGGGGAGUUUGCCAGUGAUGGCCUUGCAUCUAUCCUCUAGGCGUAGCAGUACCCCAAAACCCUUUAUGAAGUUGAAAAUUAGCGAUCGGAUGGCUGAACAGCUGAUUAACAGAGGACUCAGUAUCUAGCUAAACGUUAUACCAUACUCCUGCCAACGUUUGUCUGAACACUUACUGCCUCCGCUUGCCACUCUUAUUGUUGGCCGGCUAGAUGCAACGAAGACAAUGGAAAUGAACAGCAUUGGAAGGGGAAGAGGGACGAAAGAACGUUGUAAACGUUCUUCUAGAGACGGAUUGUAAGUCUAUAUGUAAAAAGUGACCUGCAUUCAGCAAGGAUUAGUAAUAUCAGGAGCGUUCUGGUUAAAGAUGGGGUAAGAAAGAUGAUACGGUUUGAGCUUAGUUCAUUAUUCUUACCAGUUUGAAAUCCUCUCUGCAGCUGUCCGAACCAGGUAACUAUUUCCUAAGGCAGCUUUGUGUGGAGAUUGGUCGUCUGGACUUUGUUUGGCCACAGUUAUCUCUAUCAAGGCAGUCCAGAGGAUUUGCCAUCGUGUGCGAUCCUCCACAAAUAAACUGGACUCACGAAAGGGGUUUGUCCUUCUUUUUAUUUUAUAAGGAGACCGUUGUUAAUUGGCUAUUCUAAAACCUUGUAAUUAUAGCGCCAUGACUGUUGGCUGGUUAUGUUAGCUUGUCUUCCUGGAAUAUCCAGAUUACAUAGCGUGCUCCAAAGAACAAUUGCAUACUCAGCUGAUUGGUAGAGGCGAGCGAAUAUCCUUGUUCUUUCACAAUGUAUAAUUGCUCAUAUUAUCUCCCCCAUAAGUGGUACUGCAAAUCAUUUUGCUGCUUUUUUUCCUGGACUUUUUUCCGUAGUGCAAAUAUUCGGCCUCUAUGUAAUUUUAUAUGCCAAGGCUCAACAGGCUCAACAAGAUUUUGUAAUCUAUUGUCUUUUACCUUAAUGUUGGUGGUAUGCAACCAGUUAUCUUUUCGUAAAAGAGGUCGUGGUUAUUCAUCGUGAAUAACAAUAAAAGCUAAGUUUUUUCGUUUGUCUCACGAUGUAGUCACGUGUGAUGUAGAUCUACAUCACACGUGACUACAUCGUGAGACAAACGAAAAAACUUAGCUUUUAUAGUUAUCUUUUCCCGAUUUUUUUUCCCUUAGACCAUCAUCUGUUAUCUGGCCUGCUACAACAAGUUACUCUCAGUGUGUCAGUCGAGUCUGGAUCCAUUGCAGACGGGUCAGUGCUGGAAAUCUCUACAAACGCUGGUCUUACCUUCGAACCUGUGCAGUCCGGACACGCUAUUAUAAAUUGCUUAAUGGGUAAAGAGGAGAGAAAAACAGCUCCCUACAGUGUAGCAGUCAACAUGAUUCCUGAAGAUGAUGGUGUCCCUGGCAGCUCUGUUGCCAUGGUUACCCUUCCAGCCUUAGGACCCUACGCUAGAAUCGAUUUUAACUUGAAGCUGCGUGCAAGUUUGGAGAAGCAGAGUAUUCAGGAGGAAAUCACAGAACACAAGGUUCGGACAAGAAUUGAGAAAGACUAGCAUUUUUUCUUAGGGUGACGAUCAAAGUUAAAGAUGAAAAUUAGAAUAUGUUCAUGUUUUCUUUUCAGCUUGUGUUCAGUUGUAAGUGGCUGUCUCCAGUGGUCACCGCAGAGCUGUCAUGCUUGUUUCACCGUCCGUUUUCCAUUCGUCACGUGCUUCUCUCGUCUGAAAGCAAGUGAGUUUGAUCUAGGGCCUUUUGAACUAAUCCCGAGUGGAUGGCUUUAUUUUUGGCUUUGUGGUUGGUCCGGAAAACUCUCAAGUCACACUCUCAACCAAUCAGAUGCAAAACUAAAACCAAUCACGACUUGGUCGCCCGCGUUUUCCCGCGCUAUAGGCUAUUUGCUUAUUUUCCCCUGGAGUUCUACUUGGCUUUAUAAGGUUUUUCCCUUUCUCCUGAUUGGCCAUUUGCGUAUACCUGAAGAAGACUUCUUAGUGUACACAAAUGGAAUUAGUUUGAAAAAGGGACUGCUGGCACUACUUUUUAACUUGAUGCGGUUUUUUAAAUUCUUUUUUCAGCCGAUUUGUUCAAGUGAUAGUAAGUGGAAUCAAUCCUAUUGAUCUUGUCAUCUCAGCUCCUCAGUUGAUCAUCACCAACUGCUCUUCGGUGAAGGUCACACCUCUGCACAGCUCUGUGGAAUAUGUGAGUGUUUCAAUUACUACACAUUCUCAGUAUUUGCAUUUCCUUUUUCUUGCUAUUUAUCUUUGAUUUUAUAUUUUUUAGAUAAUCGUCAACAACCAAGAGGUAUCCUUCCUCUGGAAAGUCGAUUGUAAGGAAGGUAACCUUUUCUCAAUUUAAAUAAUCUUAUAAGAUAAGAAACAAUCCAACAAGAUAAGUUGCAUAUAGUGUCAGUUAUGAUGGUUAAACUUUGGGAUUCCACUAGGGAAAAAUCUCCCAGGGAAUUGGAUAAUGCCGGCUUUAUCCCAGGGAUUAAUGUCAACUUUUCCAGUAGCUCCAAUACUACGCUUGCUGUCGAUUUCUACAGUUCUCUUGAAUGUAAAAAUCGCCUUUCGUUCUUUUGUUUUAAUUGGUUUAAAUGGAAACAUCGUGCAGUACACUUUUGCUUUUGUUAUCUCGCGAAUUCUUAUUAGAUAAGGAAGUUCGAUUCCCUUUUCUGUCUUAGAAAUGUGCUCUUAGUCUGAUGACAAGUAAUGUCGUUUGAACGAGGAGACAAACGGUUUGACUGGUUGUAGUUGCAAUGAUCGGAUGCAAAAUAUGUUGAGCUUGGUAAACAUGUCAUAUUAGCGCCCUAUUAUUUAAGAUUUCAGAAGAAAACUACGGAAAUGCAAGCCGAGUGUUAUUUCUUUCGACAGGUUCAGCGUCGGCGCUCGAGUGCGAGUUUAGGACUUCGUUUUCACCAAAGGAGACUACGGUAGGAUUGUAAGUUAGUCAAAGAUAGCAUUAGAUCAAUGGAGAUAUUGCUAGAAACGUUUUCCUUCACUCAGCUAUUCCUCGAGUAAUAUUCAUUUGUUUGGGUCUUGCGGUGACCUGCCGGUUGGGAGCGCGAUGGAGUCUGAGGCGAGAGCGAGAAGUGAUUGGAGGGAGAUGGCUUGAGUCUUGUAGGGGUUAUGAAGAAUUCAUACAAAGGAGAGCAUCCCUUGAAACUAACAUCCCGUUCCGUUGGGGUAGAAUGCUCCCAGUCGCUUCAUGCUAUAGGAAGAAGGAUAUGUGAAGGUAUUGAGGGCCGCUAGGUUCGCAAGACUUGACCUAUAGGCUAUACGCUCUCUCAAAUUUGUCGCGACCGCUUCCAUUUUCUCAACCAGAGGAGGCAUUCUUCCCCCAUUCUAUACUACUUAUUUUUGGCGCCUUGUCUUCAAAUUUAUCUUGACCUUUUCUGAUUCUAUUCUGCAGGACAGUAUUCUUUCCUCAUCGGAGAAGAGAAACUAUCUUUACGACUUUAAUGUGGAUAAUACCAAGGUAAACACUGGCGUUUCUCUGACUUUCUGUUUAAACUGAGUGGACUUGAAAGUUAAUACUACAACAACCAAACGUAACUCAAACUGACAUUUGAUUUCAGUGAAAUACAUUGAUUUAGAUGUAUGUUGAAUAAUUGAUGUAAAGGAAAUUGUAUCGAAAAGAAAACUACGUGCAAGGGCCUCCUAGGUAUGUAUUCAUAUCCAAAGAAAAUGGCAUACGGAAUUUUUAAACCGAAAAAAAAUUGUGCAACUUGUGGAAUCCAUUAACCGUAGUAACUUUUCUGAUGUCCCAGCCCUAAGCAUUCCUUUUUUCCUUCCAGACAUUAUACACCAUAAGUUCAAGGGUAGAGCCUGCGGAGGAUUCUGGGAAACUCUUUGCAGGUUCGACUUACAAGUGGCACAUCACUUUUACAAAGUUAUUUGACGAAGGUACUCCUGAUACUUCACAACUCAUGUACGAUGUUGACUCCGAUACAAACACGUGGGCCGUGAACGGACGCAAAAACGGUGUUUUGUCCAUACCCACAGGUGUCAUGGCAACUAGUGAAGUUGUUCUUAGUCUGAUACCACAGACGGGCGGAAACUUAGCGAUGCCAGAAAUAAAGUUAAUGAAGUAUGUCGAAAAGGACGCGACUUUACCGCAAGCAAAGAAUAUCGAGGGCGCAGGUGUGAACGCGUCUGAAACGCUUUCAAAUCAGCAAUCCCCUCUUAUUUUGCCGUUUACCUGCGGUCAGGUGUAUAAUAAGACAGCGGCGGUUCGCGUCUGCGUUUUGCCAAGCAAUAAUCCUGAUCUUGCUUGGAUAUGAACCGACCGUGAAUUCCAAACAAAAUGUUUAGUGGAGUUUGAAACAAAUUUAAGAAUUAUGACUGAAAAACUUAAACGGUCCUUCCGGGAAUUUUACGAGUCAUUGAUAUUCUUCUGAAUCAUUGCA